This is a messenger RNA of Marchantia polymorpha subsp. ruderalis, 1175 nucleotides long. NCBI's taxonomy places the organism in Eukaryota, Viridiplantae, Streptophyta, Marchantiopsida, Marchantiales, Marchantiaceae. The record is from the annotation of a GenBank genome assembly.
AUCAACUAGGGGAGCUCCAGUCUCUGGAGAGAAGCGCGAACAGUUUCGCUCACUUCGCUCCCAAGUUGAUCGGUUUAGCUGACUAUAGGCCAUUUAAGAUAGACCAGAGCUCUCAGCUCUACGAUCCGGACUGUCAGAGCCUUCGAGGCAUCAGGAGUAGCUUCUAUUUGCCAUCACUCCCAAGCGCCACAGGACCUCAAGAGACUGAAUCUAGAAUUUCCAAUUCUAGACUUCACAGAGUCGUGGGUGGAUUUUUAGGUGCGGAAAAUGGGAGGAGAGGAGGAGAGAAAAUUGUUCAUCUUGGAUCUAUCAGCAGCAUUUUUUUUGCUGUGGAUCGUUCUCGUAGAUGCCCGAGUUUUAGAGAAGGGAGAUACAGAGACCUUGACCUUCUACGUGCACGGACGAAAUGAGGCAGCAAUUGUUGCAAGUCGAGGUGAGGAGACCCAUGACUUGAGCGCUAUGGCGGCCGAAGGCAGCUUCGUCUUCGACAACGAUGUCACCGAAGGGUCCGAGCUGACGUCCAAGCACUUAGGAAGAAGGCAAGGCGUUGCAAUUCCGGACGGCUCGGACGUGGACAAGAUCUAUCUCGUGUCCACGGUCGUCCUCGAGCAUCACGAGAAGUACCGGGGAGCUCUGCAAGUCCAGGGGGUAGAAUCGGGCGAUGGUGACCGUGGGAUCCCCAUAGUCGGUGGAACGGGAGAUUUUCAGGGAGCCAGAGGGUACGCUAAGACGUGUCUGCAUACUUCCGAGCCAAAUCCGGUCAUGAAACAAAGCAUCGUGCUCUACAAAUGUUCUUUCAAGUACAAGCACUCGGUGGAAAAGAAGAAUUGCAACGAGACAAGCGCUGCCACAACUGCCAAGGAUCUCGAGGCAUGACUGACUUAACGUUUUCGAAUCAGCUCGUCGGGUUCUGAAGAUUAAGAAGCUCGUGAAUCAGGUAAGGAAGUGAACAAUUACUGGACAGCUUCAUUUAUUUCGUCAAACUUCCAUUCAAGUACACAGGACCCAGAACAGGCUGUUCAGGAGGAACAAAGAGAGAGCAGUGCGCCAUGAUUGUAGCUGUUGAUGUUUAGUUCGUGGAGAUUCUUCACGAGGCGAUUCACGGAUAGAAAAAUCUCUUACAAGUAUUUCGAAAAGUACGAAUAAACGGCUUUUGAUGAAGCUAUUUCCCUUUA